Ixodes scapularis (black-legged tick) is the source of this 3663-nucleotide messenger RNA. RefSeq names its product hamartin (gene Tsc1). The transcript is spliced from 20 exons. The record is from RefSeq and is a predicted model, not a curated record. Gene Ontology annotation, cellular component: TSC1-TSC2 complex. Lineage: Eukaryota; Metazoa; Arthropoda; Arachnida; Ixodida; Ixodidae. Gene Ontology annotation, biological process: regulation of cell cycle; negative regulation of cell population proliferation; negative regulation of TOR signaling. The coding region runs from base 329 to 3394 and encodes 1021 amino acids.
AAAAAAGCGGUAAGAAAGAGAGUUCGGCAACUUCUCAACCCGACGAUGCGCUCUGUGCUGUACAGUCUGUGCAAAUGCACUUUGAAACUGCUCCGUGGUCCCUGUUAGCAUGCGCCAGCCUGUCUUUAUCGUGUAAACAGGCCGCGGUGGCGGCGGCACUUGACCAAUCUGUCCGCUGUCACGACACGAAGAGGGGUUAUUUUGUUCUUGUUCGCCGCACCUCGACCGCUCGCAAGUGCACUGGGACCCAGCCGUCGCCCAGCUGUUGGAAACGUGCUCGUGCCCUCACUUCAUCAGCUCGAGCACCGAGUGAAUCUGAGAUUGUCCGAUGGAGCUUUUCACAAUCUUGGAGUCUUCCGAUGUCCAGGACAUCGAGGAACUUAAACAACUCGUCAACCAGUCCCUUGCCAACAAUAAGGACCCGGGCGUUUUAAAUGGACUGGUUGAAUACUACCUGUCCACACGAUCUCAACGGUGCUUGGAUCUCUUAGUUGCGAUCCGAGAACCGAACAAUAAGUACCUGUUCGACAAAUUGCUGGACUCACUUCGGGGAAAGAUGCGACUUGACACCCUUAAGCUCAUCACAAACAUUGUGCACAAGCAGCCUUCCUGGCUUCACUGCAUCACCAGUCACAAGAUCCUAAGUCAGAUUUUGGGGAUCAUUAAGCAUGGCGACCAGGAGCCGACACACAUCAUGUUGGCCAACGUCAUUGUCAUCAGCCUGAUGCCCAUGCUGCCCAUGCAGUUUAACACCACGGUGCUCCAGGAGACUUUUGAAGCUUUCUCUUCCCUCGCAGCGCUCUGUACAAGGAAACCUAGUCACAUCCUCGACACACACCUGUCCUACCUGCGGCUGGGCCUGCAGACCCUCUUUCAGCACCUGUAUGGCAUGUACCCCUGCAAUUUCUUGGCCUACCUGAGGGGAUACUAUGGCAGUCAGGACCACAGCCGGGAGAACUUUGCCAUCUACACCAAGACUAUCAGGCCUCUGCUGCAGAGAACCCGCCUCCAUCCUCUCCUAGUCACUGCGUCCAAGGAGGCAGAGCUGAGCUCAUCGAGGUGGAAGAAGACCCAGACGUACGACAUCUUGGUGGAGUGUGCGAGGCACGUGGUGGACUCGAGGGAGUGGAUGCCUGAGGCAGAGGCCCCCUCCCCACCCCCGGUGCUGCCGGCGGCCCUGCCCGACCUCAACAACGUCCCUCCCCUGCAGCAGCCGCCGGCCGCCCACUUCCCCAAGGGAGAGCCUGCCGUCUUCUCGUCGGUUGCCAUGUCCCCCUGCUGGAGCCCCAUUGAGGCCUGUGGAUUGGCCAAGCCCAGGCAGUCAGCGGGGCGGGAAUUCCCCAGAACCCUCGUUCACGAAAAAUCAUUUGAAAGCCAGGAAGGCAGCUUACCACUGGAUCUUGCUGUAGAGGCAACUCCGGAGGACAUCAGCGCUCAGCAGGGUAAUGCUCAACCGGUCUCGGGGGUCGACAACCUUGGAAGCGCCAAAGAAGAGAUCGCUCUCUCUGACCUGAGCGGCAGAGGACAACUGGCAGUGUGCGAUGAAGCAGGUGGCGCGGGUGAGAGGGACGACCAGCAGACGACCCCCGGCCCGACGGGGGUCGUGGGCGAGACCCCAUUCUUCUCGACGACCAACAACCUGACGGCGGAGCCGCACAACUCGUUGUCGGAGCUGCCGGAGUACCAGGAAGAGCAGCAGCUGGGCAGCCAAAGUGCAGCCGCCUCGCUAGAACACAGCAUGAACCGGCUGCGCUACUACAGCCAGUGCCCCAUGAGCUGCUACGGCAUAGGCAGGCCCCCGCUGGGACGCAGCCGCUCUUGCCCUCGGCUGCCGGGGUCCCUGCCUCAAGCUGGGGCAGGUGGGGACAGUGUCCCCACAGGGCACGCGGAGCCCAAGAAUACCCUGUUCGAACUGCCUCCGGGAGUGCUACCGCAGCCAAAGCCGUGCCGCGCAUCGGGUGACUGCGGGGACCGGGGUGAUGGCGCCCGGAAGGUGAUGCAGGCGCCCGAGGACUCGUACGGGGCCCUGCUGUCCCUGUCCCUGGCCCCGUUCCAUCCGCAGCAGAGGCUGGGCGAGGCCCCCUCCUCCUCCUACCUGACACUUUCCGAAAUGUCCUCCGGGGAGCUGCUGGAGAAGCACCUUCAGGUCAUCAGCGAUAGCUACAUCAGGCAGAUGCAAGCGUCGGGCAAGGGUGGCUCGUCCACGACCCAGCCCGGCAGUGGUGGGCCGCAGGCAGACGAGGCCCACUGCCUGCGUGGCGAGGUGUGCCUACUGUACGCUCAGCUGCUGUACGAGCGGCACCGCAAGGACGUGCACAUCGAGCGCAACCGGCGCCUGCUGGCCAAGGCUAAGAAGAUCCUGGCCCUGGAGGAGCAGACCUCUGCCUAUAAGGACCAGUUGGUCCUCUUGGAAAUGGAGAUUAAGCAGCACCAGGACCACAUGGAGCAGGCCGCCUCUGCUGCCGAACAAGAGAAGGCGAAACUGGAGGCAGCACUGAAGGUGCUGCACAGCCGCAUCUCGGUACUGACGGUACAGAACGAAAGCCUGGUGCAGGAGAACAGUGCCAUGAAGGAACAGAUCCGUGUGAUUGAGAUGAAACUGGCAGAGAUCAAGAAGGAGGUGGACGGCAAUGCGGCCACACUACUGGAGACCAAACUGGAGCUGGAGACUGCCCAGAACCAUGCAUCCAUCAGCCGCAGCUACGAGCAGCAGGUGGGGGCGCUGCAGCGGGAGCUGGUUGCCCUGGCUGAGAUGUACAAGCGACUUGAGGCGCGCCUGGCCGCGAUGUCGCCCCAGCGCAGCAUCGCCAAGGAGGUGGCCCUCGUGCAGGAGGCGGCAAGGGUCGAGACAGCCGGUACCAGGCAUCUCUUGGAUGCCAAGUCAACUCACCUAGAGGCUUUGAGCAGUCGGGUCAAGCAGCUUGAAGGAGCUCUGUCCAAUAAGGAUGUCCAGAUUGCAGAGCUGAAGCAGCUUCUGGAGCAUGUGGGAGUCUGUCAUCAGGAGCAGAUGCAGAGCAAGGAAGGGCACAUUUCCAUGUUGACCAGCAUGUGCCAGAGGAUGGAGGCUCAUCUCAUUGAGCUGCGGCAUGCUGCGGACCAGAAACGAGAAUCAUGUUCAGAAGCAUCGGGAGGCUUUGACGAAAUCUGCUCCACCAUGGAAAUGGAUGGGAACAGUCCAACUGUCGAUCCAUCCGGAUUGCUCGGGUCCUACAGUUCUACCACGGAGAUGACCCCAGUUUCGGAUAUGCUGAGGGAUGCUGAACAGGCUGCUGAGUUCCCCAAGCUUCGGCACAACCAUCCAGAGCAGAUUGAAUUGGAAGACAUCACAGACAACGUUCCACACGACGAAGAGGAAGAAGUUUCCGCCGCUGGCGGCGAUCAGGAAGAGUCUUAGGAGGUCUUGUGGAGCCCUCCAAGGUUGCAUGAAAGUUUAUUCCAAACGUUGGCCUUGAAUGACCUUGAGCGACCUUGAGCUGUCGCAUCUUGGUGCGAGGGAUUGGUUGUUGGGCUAAUUUGGGGCUCCGGCAGUUCCCGUCGCCAACGGAAGCCAACUUGUAAGAUGCGUUGACCAUUUAUUUUUUUUCAAAGGUGGACGGCGGAAUAGAUUUGUGAAUAGUUUAAGAAAUUAAUAAAGGUUUUGUAUAUAUGUUCAAAUAUUUAAAA